Messenger RNA from Vavraia culicis subsp. floridensis, 540 nucleotides. RefSeq lists its product as uncharacterized. The annotation marks the transcript as partial. NCBI's taxonomy places the organism in Eukaryota, Fungi, Microsporidia, Pleistophoridae. The record is from RefSeq and is a predicted model, not a curated record. The transcript has a single exon.
UGUUUCGAUAUAGGAACUGUUAGUCAAAGAUUUUGAAACAAUUUGAGAUAAUUAUUCCCCUUCUCGUACAGUUGAAAAGGUAUAGUUGCAUUUAUGGUUAAUUGGAAGCACGAAUAAAAGUAUUUAAGAAACGAAUCUGUGUUUUACAAACAUACAAUGCCGUAUUCUGACAUACCCGAUACUGUUAAUACCGAUAACCAGAACGAUACUGAACCAGUCCUUGAUCCCGGUAAGUUGCCUGAUGAUAGUGAUGCAUUCAAAUUUAACAUGACUUGUGGUGAACUGCCCAAUGUUAACGGAGCGUACUGUACCAGUGGAAUUGUCAAUAAAGCGUGCCAUACUGGCAGUCCAAUUGGGUUGGGUGUGAAUUGUGACGAAGAUCACACUCAUGAACAUAGUUGUACCGUGGUAUCAUAUACUGGUGGACCUGAUUCUAGUGAAAUUACUGGACUGAGCUUAGAUUGUGUCGGUCAUCAAGAUGGAAGUCUUUCUACAUGUAAUGUAGGAUUUACUAUCAUCAAAUCUGAUCCUGAUAAGCAG